AUGGCUCCCAUCACUGAAGAGGCCGUAUCCGGUCUGAAGAACACCAUUCAGCAGCUCGAGGCGAAGGUCUCCGAGCUUGAGAGCCGUCUCGCCAAUGGCGGCAAGCCCAAGUCCGCCGCUGAGCAGAUGCGCAUCAUCCUGAUGGGCCCUCCUGGCGCAGGCAAGGGUACUCAAGCCCCGAACCUUAAGGAAAAGUACUGCGCGUGCCACCUGGCCACCGGAGACAUGUUGCGGUCCCAGGUCGCGAAGAAGACCGAUCUUGGUAAGGAAGCCAAGAAGAUCAUGGAUCAGGGUGGUCUCGUCAGCGACGAGAUCAUGGUCAACAUGAUCAAGAGCGAGUUGGACAACAACGCAGAGUGCAAGAACGGUUUCAUUCUGGAUGGUUUCCCCCGGACCGUUGCGCAGGCCGAGCGUCUCGAUGACAUGCUCAUCGCCCGUGACCAGAAGCUUCAGCACGCCAUUGAGUUGCAGAUUGAUGACUCCCUGCUGGUGGCUCGUAUCACCGGUCGCCUGGUCCACCCUGCCUCUGGCCGCUCGUACCACAAGAUCUUCAACCCUCCCAAGGCUGACAUGAAGGACGACAUCUCCGGAGAGCCGCUGAUCCAGCGUUCUGAUGACAAUGCCGACACCCUCACCAAGCGCCUGUCUACUUACCACGCCCAGACCACCCCCGUUGUCGAGUAUUACAAGAAGACCGGUAUCUGGCGCGGCAUCGAUGCCAGCCAGGAGCCUGGUCAGGUCUGGAAGAGCAUUCUUGGAGUUUUCCGCCAGUAA
Penicillium griseofulvum is the source of this 774-nucleotide messenger RNA. It is a transcript of the gene adk1, whose product is annotated as adenylate kinase ADK1. The record is from RefSeq and is a predicted model, not a curated record. Gene Ontology annotation, biological process: ADP biosynthetic process. The coding region runs from base 1 to 774 and encodes 257 amino acids. NCBI's taxonomy places the organism in Eukaryota, Fungi, Ascomycota, Eurotiomycetes, Eurotiales, Aspergillaceae. The transcript is spliced from 4 exons. Gene Ontology annotation, cellular component: cytoplasm; mitochondrion. Gene Ontology annotation, molecular function: ATP binding; AMP kinase activity.